This is a messenger RNA of Opisthocomus hoazin, 1635 nucleotides long. The record is from RefSeq and is a predicted model, not a curated record. NCBI's taxonomy places the organism in Eukaryota, Metazoa, Chordata, Aves, Opisthocomiformes, Opisthocomidae.
AUGGCCCCAGCACAGAAACCACCCCCGCCCCCCCCAGCUACACCCCGCAAAUGCCCCGUUUGGCCCAGUGUGUCCCUCGGCGGGGAGUGGGGACCCUCACGCCUGCACCGAGCCCAGGCGAGGCAGGCUGGGUGGCGUGGGCAGCGGGGAGAGGGACGCUUCAGCCAGCGAGGCACAGAGCAACGCAGGACCCUGUCCUCCAGGCAGCAGCUGAACCGAGCCCUUCUUGCAAAACAAGUCCCACUGCCCUUGGUUCUCGUGGCCUUUCGUACCCCAGCUGCUCGCACCCUCGGCUCUGCAUCGCUCUGGCGUGGGCACCUGUCAGAAGAUGCUGGGCGCUGGCCUGGGCGCAGCAGAGGACCUCGGAGGAGCCUUCGGGGAGAGCUGGCCCGCAGCACAGAUCCUGUGUGCUGGCUCCGGAAGGUCCCGCCUGGCACGGCCGCACUCAGGCAGCGGGAGCCGGAGCCCAACGUGCCUCAACCAAGCGGCAUCGAGCUGAAUAUUCCUGAAGAAAGCUUGUAUGUGAAAUGUAAUGGACGGCUGGUUAAUGAUGAAGACAUUUUGCAGAAUGGAGCCGUUUAUAGUCUGGAGCCAAGACUUUGUGGUGGAAAAGGAGGGUUUGGAUCUAUGCUGCGAGCACUUGGUGCUCAGAUUGAAAAGACAACAAACAGAGAGGCUUGCCGAGAUCUCAGUGGAAGGAGACUUCGAGAUGUCAAUCAUGAGAGAGCGAUGGCUGAAUGGGUGAAGCAGCAAGCAGAACGGGAAGCAGAAAAGCAGCAAAGGCGCUUGGAAAGGCUGCAGCGGAAACUUGCGGAGCCAAAGCACUUUUUCGUAAAUCCAGAGUACCAGCAGCAGUGUCAUGAAAUGGCUGAGCGACUAGAAGAUUCAGUCCUUAAAGGAUUGCAGGCCACUUCAAGCAAAAUGGUGUCACCAGAGAGUGGCAAUAGUCGGAAGCGUCCAGGUGAAUCUGGAAAGAAUGGAACAAAAUCUCGAAAAAGAAAAUGUUUUUGGCUGGGAUUGGAAGGAUUGGAUGAUCGCGACAGUUCGGAUUGUGAGGAUGACAGUGAAGAUAACUCCCCUCAUGCAUCUGGCGGAAGUUGUCCCCCAAGCAGCAGAUGUAAUGAAAGCGCUGGGAACUCGAAUGAAUGUUCAAGCAGCUCUCUGGAUUCGGUAGGGGAUAGUCCAGCUACCAGUGCAACUGAGAAACCAGUGGAGCAGCCAGAAGGUACUGGAAGAGAUCUGCAAGCAGAGGCACACGCAGGUGGGCAAGCUGAAAUUCCAGCUGAAGAAAACAGCAAAAUGACAAAGCCCUUGAAGGAAGAGGCUCAAGAAAAGAAUGAGGUAACCCAACCUCUGAAGGAAGAGGAGCAAGAAAAUGUUUCUUCUAAGGCACAGGAAACGAACCAGUUACAGAGCACAGAGGUGGAACCAAUAGACCUACUGGCAUUCAACUCUGCUGCUGAAAUGGAAGCCUUGGGAUUGGAUAAACUGAAGAUGCAACUGAUGUCUUUAGGAUUGAAAUGUGGAGGCACUUUGAAGGAAAGAGCAGCAAGGCUUUUUUCAGUGAGAGGUCUGUCUAGAGACCAGAUCGAUCCUGCCUUGUUUGCAAAGCCCUCUAAAGGGAAAAAAAAGUAA